UUGACAAUUACUGUCAUUCGGUACCGUAACAUACUUCGUGCAUUCCAUGCGUGGGAACGACGUUUGCCCCACUGUUUGGCCAUGUUUCUACUUGCAUAGUGCUUGUUAGUUAGUUUGGCAGUUGGGACUUGGGACUUGGAUUGGCAGUUAGUUGAUCGCCGUUCGGCUCGAGAGUACGUAAGAUGGCUACGAUGUUGUCGCGCACUGCUGCCAUAGUGGAGAACUUUUCCCGUUUUAAUGGGUCCAAGAUCUUGGUGGGCACAAUAGGAUUGGCCAAGCAGCCAGUCCGAAACUUGAAUGUUCAUGAACACAUCAGCUAUACUUUACUCUCCCAGGCCGGGAUUCCUACGCCAAAAUUUGGUGUGGCGAAAACCCCUGAUGAAGCUGCCAAGUUUGCCGCUGAUCUCAAUACAAAAGAUAUAGUACUGAAGGCUCAAGUUCUUGCUGGUGGGCGAGGAAAGGGACACUUCAAGGGCACCAAUGUUAGCGGGGUCAAAAUGUGUGAGACACCUCAGGAAGCUAAGGAACUAGCUUCAAAAAUGCUGGGAAAAUUGUUGAUAACGAAGCAGACUGGGGAAGCUGGUAGGAUAUGCAAUGCUGUUAUGGUUACGCAACGGAUGUUUCCUCGCAAGGAGUUUUAUCUUGCUGUUAUGAUGGAGAGAUCAUUUGGUGGCCCAGUAAUAAUUGCAUCGAGCCAAGGAGGUGUGAAUAUCGAAGAGGUAGCUGCUUCUAAUCCUGAGGCAAUAACUUACGAGCCAAUCGACAUCCAGAAAGGAAUUACUCCGGAUCAAGCUGAACGUAUUGCAACAAAGAUGGGCCUCGGCCAUAUUAAGGAUUACAUUUCUAAAAUGAUCGUCAAUCUAUACGAUAUGUUCCAGAAGAAGGAUGCCUUACUCCUUGAAGUUAAUCCUCUCGCUGAAGACAUCAAUGGAAAAUAUUAUGCUUUGGACUGUAAAUGUAAAUUUGACGACAACGCAGAAUUUAGACAGAAGGAUCUGUUUGCUUUACGAGAUUGGUCUCAAGAGGACCCAAGGGAAGUUGCGGCAGCAAAGUUCGAAUUGAAUUACAUUGCUCUAGAUGGUAACAUUGGAUGUAUGGUCAACGGAGCUGGUUUAGCCAUGGCUACUAUGGAUAUAAUUAAACUUCACGGAGGUGACCCUGCCAAUUUCCUGGAUGUUGGAGGUGGUGCUACCGCUUCUGCUGUUAAAGAAGCUUUCAAAAUCAUCACUUCUGAUCCAAGUGUACAUGCAUUGUUGGUCAACAUAUUUGGUGGAAUUAUGAGAUGUGACGUGAUUGCUGAGGGUAUUAUUGCGGCAACCAAGGAGCUUAGCCUCAACAUUCCCGUGGUUGUGAGACUCCAGGGAACCAAUGUUGAUGAGGCGAAAGCUCUUAUUGCUAAUGCAGGAUUGAAAAUUGUACCAAUCGAUGAUCUGGACGAAGCAGCUCGUGUCGCUGUUAAACUAUCAACUAUAGUGAAGUUGGCACAGUCUGCCAAUCUUAACGUGAAUUUCGAAAUACCACCCAUCUCAUAGAUUUAUGCAUUAGUAUUGCAAAUUUUAAUCAACCAACUUAAAUUUUUAUCCAAAUGUCCUGUCUAGAAGGUAUGCAAGGAUGGUAAUCAUAUUUCGUUGUACUUGUCAAAUAUAUUUUGCAACUCAUUUAUCAAGGCAAAUUUUUAGUACCUAAUUUGAUUUUGAUGGCAACGAAUUUGGAUUCGUCUAUACCUUGAAAUGACAGGGGCUGCUUGAAGAACGAAGAACUGUAUGAAAGUCCGAAAUUCUUCUUAAGUAUGCAGAAUGAUUGGAAUAUAAGCAUAUUUCCUAUUAUUUUAUCUAUUUUCGUUGUGAAAAAAGGAAACCCUCAAUUCAAUUGGAAAUUCGUGAUGAUUCCAACCUUAUAUAACUGCACAAUGAGUCAUUUUUGUCUAGGUGGUAAGCCUUAUUUUCCCGUUCCCUUAUAGAAUUAGAAAAAUCGGGUAUUGAAUAUGAUUUUUUCCACAAGAUAAAAAUUGAAUAAUAGGUACUACAGUGCAGUCAUCAAUCCAUAACCCGCGAUUUGAUCAAAU
Diprion similis is the source of this 2065-nucleotide messenger RNA. RefSeq names its product succinate--CoA ligase [ADP-forming] subunit beta, mitochondrial (gene ScsbetaA). The coding region runs from base 183 to 1532 and encodes 449 amino acids. The record is from RefSeq and is a predicted model, not a curated record. Gene Ontology annotation, biological process: tricarboxylic acid cycle; succinyl-CoA metabolic process. The transcript is spliced from 7 exons. NCBI's taxonomy places the organism in Eukaryota, Metazoa, Arthropoda, Insecta, Hymenoptera, Diprionidae. Gene Ontology annotation, molecular function: ATP binding; succinate-CoA ligase (ADP-forming) activity; metal ion binding. Gene Ontology annotation, cellular component: succinate-CoA ligase complex; mitochondrion.